CCCUACUGUUCAUAAGCAAGAAAGAAUCCUUCUUGUUUUCCAUUUCUCCCCCAGCAAUGACCCCAGAAGACUCCCUCAGAUCUCUUUCCCUAGACUACCUCAACCUCCUCAUCAACGGCGAGGCCUUCAGCGACGUCACCUUCACAGUCGAGGGCCGCCUCGUCCACGCCCACCGCUGCAUCCUCGCCGCCCGCAGCCUCUUCUUCCGCAAGUUCUUCUGCGGCCCCGACCCGCCUUCCGCCCUCCCAGACCCCGUCGGCUGCCCCCAGGCGGCAGCAGCGGCGGCGGCGGCGGCGCGCCACCACCCGCCGAGGCCUCCGCCGCCGGGGGUGAUCCCGGUGAGCUCGGUCGGGUACGAGGUCUUCCUCCUGGUGCUGCAGUUCCUGUACAGCGGGCAGGUCUCGAUCGUACCGCAGAAGCACGAGCCGAGGCCUGACUGCGGCAACAGAGGGUGCUGGCACACGCAUUGCACCUCCGCCGUCGAUCUCGCCCUUGACACCCUCGCCGCCGCGCGAUCCUUCGGCGUCGAACAGCUCGCACUGCUCACUCAGAAGCAAUUGGCAAGCAUGGUAGAGAAGGCCUCUAUAGAAGAUGUAAUGAAGGUACUGAUUGCCUCAAGAAAGCAGGAGAUGCACCAACUUUGGACUACUUGCUCCCACCUCGUCGCCAAAUCUGGCCUCCCGCCUGAAGUCUUGGCCAAACAUCUCCCCAUCGACGUCGUGGCCAAGAUUGAAGAGCUCAGGCUGAAGUUGUCGAUGGCUAGGCAAUCCAUAAUGCCACACCACCGCCAUCCCCACGAAGUGAGCAUGGCCGCUGAGCUCGAGGACCAAAAGAUCCGGCGGAUGAGAAGAGCCCUCGACUCUUCCGAUGUUGAGCUCGUGAAGCUCAUGGUCAUGGGCGAGGGCCUCAAUCUAGACGAAGCGCUAGCGCUGCAUUAUGCUGUUGAGAAUUGUAGCCGGGAGGUCGUCAAGGCAUUGCUCGAGCUUGGGGCGGCGGAUGUUAACCACCCGGCAGGGCCCAAUGGCAAGACCCCACUCCACCUUGCCGCGGAGAUGGUCUCCCCGGACAUGGUGGCAGUCCUACUUGACCACCAUGCAGAUCCCACCGUCCGCACAGCCGAUGGCGUGACACCUCUCGACGUGCUCCGAAACCUAACCUCCGAUUUCCUCUUCAAAGGGGCGGUCCCGGGUUUAGCCCACAUCGAGCCAAACAAGCUCAGGCUAUGCCUGGAGCUUGUCCAAUCGGCUGCCCUCGUGAUCUCGCGAGAAGAAGCCGGGAAUGCCAACACGAACACACACGCAUCUAGUACCACAACUAUCUACCCGCCGAUAUGCGGCGACGAUCAUAGCAGUGGCAGUAGCGGCAACAACAUGGGCAACAUUAACCUUGAUUCGAGAGUGUACCUAAAUCUGGGCACACAAAUGGGGUCUAGAAUGGAUGAAGAUGAUCAAAGUAGCCAAAAUAGCCAGAGGGAAACCAUGAAUUUGUAUGGUUCUCAUGGUUUGUAUCGUCACUCGCACGAGUUCUAGCUACGCCCAGGUUCAGGCUCAAGCUCAAUUAUCAACACAUAUAAUAGGAGUUAAGUAAAUUCUCAUCUCUUGCUCUCCUCCGUAUCUUGAUCUUCUUCUCUUUAGGGUGGUUUUUUCUUUUCGGCCUGGUGUUAUGUUCUUGCUUGCAUAGGUCUUUCAACGAUCAUCAUCACAUGAUGAAGUUCAGUUUUUUCUUUCUUUUUGGCUGGAGAUGAUGUGAGAUCUCUCAUGGAACGAGACGAGAGGAAUCUCUGAGUAUUUUGGCUACUCUCUUUUGGCAGUGAUGGAGGAGACGCAGGUCAAUCUUUUCAAUCCCAGGCCUGUCAACUAGAUCUUUUGUAUUUUAUUGAAUAUAUAUAUCACUUUCAAUGUCCACAUAUAAUUAUUUUGACCUUUA
Messenger RNA from Rhodamnia argentea, 1926 nucleotides. Its product is annotated as BTB/POZ domain and ankyrin repeat-containing protein NOOT2-like. The record is from RefSeq and is a predicted model, not a curated record. The transcript is spliced from 2 exons. The coding region runs from base 57 to 1529 and encodes 490 amino acids. NCBI's taxonomy places the organism in Eukaryota, Viridiplantae, Streptophyta, Magnoliopsida, Myrtales, Myrtaceae. Gene Ontology annotation, biological process: plant organ development. Gene Ontology annotation, molecular function: protein binding.